Messenger RNA from Egretta garzetta (little egret), 3230 nucleotides. It is a transcript of the gene ERICH6, whose product is annotated as glutamate rich 6. NCBI's taxonomy places the organism in Eukaryota, Metazoa, Chordata, Aves, Pelecaniformes, Ardeidae. The transcript has 12 exons. The record is from RefSeq and is a predicted model, not a curated record. Bases 179 to 1537 code for a protein of 452 amino acids.
CAGCCUGCUCACGGCAGCCAAACUGCGGCCAAGCCCCACUCACUGUAUCUCAAGUGUUCGGAUUUUUAAUUAAAUACAUUUGGAAAAGCCUCCUUCGUUAGUAUAAUUGUCAAGGGCAACUGCUUUGAAGUCAUUGCGUAUUGACUAAUAGGUGGGUUUGUGUCUUAAAUUAAGGGAAAUGGAAACGUCAGGGAGUGUCAAACCCACCGCGACGCAGGAGCUGCCAGGAAUUUCAGCAUCGGUGCAGACAGAAGCUAGCGGGCUUCAUGAACACGCCUACAGAAAAUCAACCCUGUCGGAAGAGUUCAGCAGUUUAACUGUUUUGUGUGACGUGGAGUUCAAAGAAGACUUUGUGAAGCUGUUCAAGAAAUCUCUGCUCACGCUCCCCUCCAUUGGCCUGCCUGCCCUUCUGGCCUACAGACCUGAAUCGUCACGAGAAAACAUAUACAUUGAGACAGAGGAGGACUGUGCUCCAAGGUGCGAGUACUGUGGCAGCCUGCUGAAGCCGUUCCCUUCCUUCGAAGACACUUGCCCACCAUCACAGGAUUAUGGAUCAAAAUUCUGCUGUGAGAGAAAUCGAGACCUCUACGAGUUCAUCGUAAAUGAGAGGGAGAAGCACGAAAGCACCCGGAGCGUUCCCAUCGCUGUCGGCCCCCAUGAAUCCCACGGCACGGAAGCUGACAGGCGGCUGUCAAAGGAGAGAGCGUACCAGAGGCAGCAGGAGAGACAAAUGGCCAGACAGUUAGCUUUCCUGGCAGCAGAGCCAACGAGUGUAGCUGAAUGUUCAGAUCAAACUGGCACAAUUUCCUACCUGCUUUCUCGGGAGCCCCCAUCGCCAAGGGGCUGGACGCUGGUGCCUGGUGAGAGAGCAGCAAAGCCCGAGGAGGAGCCCAUCUCCUACAGCAUCACCUGCUGCGAUUUCACCCCUGUGGGUGGAAAGGUAGUGAAGAACGAAUUGUUGGAAAAAUACUACAAACAUGGAGGGAAAUUCCUUACCAUGUUUCCAGAUGGAACAGCACAGCUAUUCUAUCCAUCUGGAAAUCUGGCAAUCAUUGUUGUACGAGAGAAAAACCAGCUUAUUUGCAUAGUACAGGAAGACAAGCCGAGUAACGCCAAAAUACAAGCAGUAUUUAAGUCCAAUGGCAGAAGUACUUGCUAUUAUCCAAACGGAGCUGUGUGGAUAAUCAUGAAUAUUUGGGGAGGGCAGUAUUUGGACCAAGAGGGGAGCAGCGUGAGAAGGUGGACAUGGCCAAACAGCAUCAUGUCAUCAGGACCACACGUCCCACUGAGACCCAUCUUCAUCUCCCUGAAUCAGCAUGUGGGGGUCAGGAUCCUGGGCCAGGACAAGAUCACCGUUUCCUUCCUCGCUAUGGGGCAACAAGCAAAAUUCAAAGUGGGAACCAAAGUGCAGGUCAGCGACAUUGGCCGGCUGCCUCCCCGCACCUGGCUGGGUGAAGAUGAGCUCCUGCUGCUUGCCUUCAGGAAACCAGCCCAGGCUGACCUGUCGUUCCAGCCUGUAGAUGCGGCACAAAGAUAAAAGCAAACAGAGCACAGCUAAGUCAUAGCCUGUGACAGGUAUAUGGGGAGGAGGUGCUUGCUCAGAAGUCACCUGCACAGGCACCUCCCUGCACAGCCAGCGCUUCUGCCAAGGACAUAGCACCAGCAGGAUGCCCAGACUUCCCUGGCACGAGCACUGGAUGGCAGCUCAGCCUGCUGCAGGUACGAGACACAGUGGUUCCCCAUGCAGAGAGAGGGAUAAAACCCCACAGUUUGUCCAAAGCAAUCAAAGGUCACUGUCUUGGUGAUGUUUGUGCAGAUGCUGGAGACAGAAGGGCGUUAAGGCAGACAGCAGACAGCAUGGAUGAGCCGCAGCCUCUUAGCAGCAGCUCAUGAAUGGCUGAUGCAGGGGAAGGCUCUGCUGCACCAGGUGCCCUGUGUUUCCCUCCCGCCACGGGCCUGGUGGCCGUGGGAGCAGCAUGGGCAGAAGUGGUGGGUCACGGACCCCUCAUGAACCAGGUGCCUUGGGCCGGCCCCCGCCCCAGCUCACAAUGGUUCAGACAUUCGAGGCCAGGGGCUUUGCCUGGCCCUUCACCCUGCACCUGAGCAGCUUUGCGAGGUAGCUCUGGAUGUCUUUGCUGUACAGGGUGUAGAUGAGAGGGUUGAUGAGGGAGUUGGUCUCACCCAGGAGGAGUAAGGUGUCCUUGAGCAGGCUGGCCAGGGUGCAGGAGCUGCAGGCGGCCUGCACAGUGCCCCCCACCAGGUAGGGGCUCCAGGAGAGGCUGAAGCCAACAAGGACGAUGAACAUGUCUGCAGCGCCUUGAAGUGGCACAGGUGGGCGCAGAGGGGCCCAGCCGGGGCGCAGGCAUGGCGGAGCCACAUGUGCUGCACACAGGCGACGCUGCCCACCGAGACAUGCAGGCACACCAGCACCAGCAGGGACAGAGCAAAGAUGCUGAAGCAAACCACGCAGAGGUGCUCUCUCUUGGCUGCGUACAGGAGCCCGCAGUAACCCGUGUAGAUGCCUCGCUGGAGGGAGGGCAAGAUCAGAGGCAAUGCCCAAAAAGGAAGGACGGAAUCCAGAGAACAAGGGAGAGGACCAUGGGCUUUUUCUUCAGGAGGGUGGGGUAGGGGAGCGGCAGCGUCACUGCCAGGUAACCGUCCAGGGAGAUCAGGAGCAGGGUCAGGAUGGAGCCGAUGCAAGGCACCAUGCUCACGGCAAUGCGCAGGAGGCAGAAGGACUUGUUGCAGUCAAAAUCCCUGUCAAGGAUGUCGUCCAGAACCUCAGUGAUGCACAUCACACCCACUAACAGGGCAGCGGUGGCCAGGUUGAGGACGUAGACCUGGCUGGUGCCUGGCUGCUUCCUCAUCAGCUGGUAGAUGACCACAAUCACCAGCAGGUUGGCCAGGGGGAUGAGGCAGCUCAGGAAGGAGUGCAACACCGCACGCUGGGACCAUCAUCCCUGGCAAGGAGGUUUGAAAGAGAUGCCCAGGAUAACUUGGCCCCAGCAUGGAAAAACCCCACAAGGAGAUGUGUGGCCAAGCUGGAGGGAUGGGACAGAAGUGCCCCAGACCCUCCAGCUGCAGACCGAGGCUAGGAGCAUCUAAGCCAGUCCUUUGUCCAUCCUAGGAGACCUCUGGGACCUUUGUAGCUGCCAAGAGUCACUGGUCAUUUUUCCAGGGCUUUUGGCCUCCCUCCUUCCUAUCCAUCCGAUUUUGCUCCACACCUGCAG